Messenger RNA from Vidua macroura (Pin-tailed whydah), 7615 nucleotides. It is a transcript of the gene SLC7A5, whose product is annotated as solute carrier family 7 member 5. Bases 83 to 1651 code for a protein of 522 amino acids. Gene Ontology annotation, molecular function: L-amino acid transmembrane transporter activity; neutral L-amino acid transmembrane transporter activity. The record is from RefSeq and is a predicted model, not a curated record. NCBI's taxonomy places the organism in Eukaryota, Metazoa, Chordata, Aves, Passeriformes, Viduidae. Gene Ontology annotation, biological process: amino acid transmembrane transport; neutral amino acid transport. Gene Ontology annotation, cellular component: membrane. The transcript is spliced from 10 exons.
AGCCCGGCCCCACCGCCGGAACAAAAGGGGCGGCCGAAGGUGGCGGCGUGGCCGCUCCCGCUGCUCCCAGCGCUCCGCCACCAUGUCCGCCAGCGGCGGCAGCUCCCCCGGCAAUGCCGUGAAGAAGCGGAGCCCCGCCGGCUCGGCCGCCUCGCUGGCGCAGGAGGAGGAGAAGCAGGCGACGGAGAAGAUGCUGGAAGGGGCGCAGGAAAACGGCUGCGCCCGCUCGCCAUCGCCCUGCGGCUCGGCGGAGGGGGUGACCCUGAAGCGGAACAUCACCCUGCUGAACGGCGUGGCCAUCAUCGUGGGCACCAUCAUCGGCUCCGGCAUCUUCGUCACCCCCACGGGCGUGCUGCGGGAGGCCGGCUCGCCGGGGCUGUCGCUCGUGGUCUGGGCCGUGUGCGGCGCCUUCUCCAUCGUGGGCGCGCUGUGCUACGCCGAGCUCGGCACCACCAUCACCAAGUCCGGCGGGGACUACGCCUACAUGCUGGAGGUGUACGGCUCCCUGCCCGCCUUCCUCAAGCUCUGGAUAGAGCUGCUCAUCAUCCGGCCCUCCUCGCAGUACAUCGUGGCUCUGGUGUUCGCCACCUACCUGCUCAAGCCCAUCUUCCCCACCUGCCCCGUGCCCGACGAGGCUGCCAAGCUGGUGGCCUGUCUGUGUGUCCUGCUGCUGACAGCUGUGAACUGCUACAGUGUCAAAGCUGCCACCCGUGUGCAGGACGCCUUUGCUGCGGCCAAGCUGCUGGCGCUGGCUCUCAUCAUCAUCCUGGGCUUCGUGCAGCUGGCCAAGGGUGAUGUGGAAAACCUGACCCCUGAGAAAUCCUUCGAGGGCACCAAGGUGGGCGUUGGGAACAUCGUGCUGGCUCUGUACAGCGGCCUCUUUGCCUAUGGAGGAUGGAAUUACUUGAAUUUUGUGACAGAAGAGAUGAUAAAUCCCUACAGAAACCUACCCCUGGCUAUCAUCAUCUCCCUGCCUGUUGUCACGCUGGUGUAUGUGCUGACCAACUUGGCUUACUUCACCACGCUGAGCACCGAGCAGAUGCUGACGUCCGAGGCUGUGGCCGUGGAUUUUGGGAACUACCACCUCGGUGUCAUGUCCUGGAUCAUCCCUGUCUUUGUUGGGCUCUCGUGCUUUGGGUCUGUCAAUGGAUCUCUUUUCACUUCUUCCCGGCUGUUCUUCGUGGGAUCCCGAGAGGGGCACCUGCCUUCCAUCCUGUCCAUGAUCCACCCCCGGCUGCUCACCCCCGUCCCGUCCCUCGUGUUCACGUGUGUCAUGACCCUGCUCUAUGCCUUCUCCAACAACAUCUUCUCAGUCAUCAACUUCUUCAGCUUCUUCAACUGGCUGUGUGUGGCCCUGGCCAUCAUCGGGAUGAUGUGGCUGCGCUACAAGAAGCCAGAGCUGGAGAGGCCCAUCAAGGUGAACAUCUGCCUGCCCAUCUUCUUCAUCCUGGCCUGCCUGUUCCUCAUCGCCGUUUCCUUCUGGAUGACGCCCAAGGAGUGCGGGAUCGGCUUUGCCAUCAUCCUCAGUGGGAUCCCCAUUUACUUCUUCGGGGUCUGGUGGCAAAACAAGCCCAAGUGGGUUCUCCAAGGCAUCUUCUCCACCACCGUGCUGUGCCAGAAGCUGAUGGAAGUGGUUCCUCAGGAAUCCUAGGCAGGAAAAGCAGGGACUCUGAGCUCGAGGAAACGCACAACGUUAUUCUGAGAUGACACAAGGAUCCGACCCCUCACUCCCCAGUCCCAGGCACUGGAGCUGCCUCCUGCUGCCACCACUGCCCCAAGGCUCUGCUCACCUCCUGCAGCCCCUCCAGCCCCUCCCAGCCCUGCAGAGCAGCCAGAAGAAGUCCUUGGUACGAGCCAGGAGGAGGAAUUCCAAAGGGCAGUUCCAGAGGGGUGCUGCCUGUGCUCCCUGUGUGUGUGUGAGGGCUGUGCUUGGUUCUGGGGGCUCCUUUGCUUUGGCUCUGGGAUCUGCUGGAGCCUGUUUGAGUGUUCAGAGUGCCUGGUGGGGGCUGGGGCUGCCACAGAGCCCUGGGGGGGUCCUGAGCUGCCUUACCUGGCCCAGGUGGGGGGUGGGAAGCAGGGGAUGGUUGAUGUUGUCUCACUCCCCCAAACUCACACCCCCAUGUGCUGCUGGACACUGGACGUGGGGGGGCCUCAUCUGAGUGUCGCUGUGCCCCUCACUUGGGGCCCUGCCACCCUUUGGAUUUGGAUCUCCACUCUCAGAUCCAAGCCAGCGCCCUGCUGCUGAGCCAGUCCUCCAGGAUGCUCUUCCCCACAGUGCCCAUCCCUGGGAAUGAGCACUGAGGGGGGGAGGUCCUGCUGAGAAACCCAGGAGCUGCAGUCAGCAGAAGGCCAAGUCCUUGGCUUGCUCAUUCCAUGCUUUUCUGUGCCAGGCUUUCAUCCAGCAUGGGAUGAGCAGCUCUGUGCUCUCUCUCCUCAUGGCCCUGCUCAGGGAGCCAUGUUUACCCCUAAAGCACGUGCUGAGAGAAAUAAAGGGUGGGGAUUGCCCUGGCACAUUCCCUGGGCAGUCUCUCCGUGCUCUGCCUGGCACUGUUCCCUUUGUCCUGCUGUGUUUCCUCUGGAAUGUGCCACGGAGAUGGGACCAACUGGCUCUGGGCUGUGGAGAAGGGCAGAUGUCCUGGCUGGCUGGAGCCACCUCGGGCUGCUGGAGAUCAUGGAAUGGUUUGGGUGGGAAGGGACCUUACAGCCCAUCCAGUGCCACCCUUGCCAUGGCAGGGACACCUUCCACUAUCCCAGGCUGCUCCAAGCCCUGUCCAGCCUGGCCCUGGGCACUGCCAGGGAUCCAGGGGCAGCCACAGCUGCUCUGUGCCAGGGCCUCCCCACCUGUGAGUAAUGAAAGUGAGUUCUGCUCCAAGGAGCAGAGCCUGGGCCUGAUCCUCCUCCAUGCAUCGGGUCUGGCUUGGUGAGAUCCCAGCACCACCCUCCCGUUCCAGGAGUGAUCCCUGAGCACCAUCCACGAUCUGCAUGUGAAAUCCUGGUUUGCUGUCGUGGGUGGUGCCAUCCCAUGCCUGAGCAGCCCCAGAAUUCCUGUAGUUCCCAAGUAGGUCAGCACUGUCCCCUUAGGGACACGCUGCUUUCUUUGGUCCAAGUGUCACCUUUUGGAAAGCUGCAGUUCCUGAACCAUUUGCUCAUUGUGCCUCUGUGCUCCGACAUCACCUGCAAUUCUGAUCUUUUCCCCACUGGAGCUGCUUUGCUGUCUCUGUUGCAGAUCUUUGUGCUUGUGCUUUGUGCAGGUGGCUUGGUGAACUAUUUCCCAUUUUUUGUAAACUUGGCCGUUGGGAAGCCGGGCUGCUCCAGGAGCUGUGGCUUCCCGCUGGAUUCUCCAUGUAGCAGAGUUCUUUGGGGUGAAGGGGCGUGAGGGACACCGUGGUUCUCACUCAGGCUUUGUCCUGGGAAGUUCUGCAGCUUGUGCUGGGGCAGGGGCAGCUCCUGCCCAGCUGUGUGGCCGUGUCCAGGUGCAGCUCCACACUCCCACUUUGCCAGCCCCAUGUCCUGCUCCGAGGCAGGAGCAGGGGAGACAAUCAGCUCUUUAUUCCAUGGCAGCUGGGGUGGAGAUUCCCAAAUCAGCUCAGUGACAGUGUGGAGAUUCCCAAUCCAGCUCAGGUGACAGUGUGGAGAUUCCCAGUGACAGUGUGGAGAUUCCCAAAUCAGCUCAGUGACAGUGUGGACAUUCCCAAUCCAGCUCAGGUGACAGUGUGGAGAUUCCCAAUCCAGCUCUCUGGGAGCUGAGUUAAUCCAGGAGGAUUUGCACCUGCUUUGGGAAUAUCCAGAGGGCAGACCCCAAGGUUUUUGGCCAGUGCAAUGAGUUGGAGCAUCUCGGAUCCAAUGCCCAUGGAGAGGCUUUGGCAUAAAUAAGGUCAUGAGUCACAAAACCUGAAUUUGAGUUUUGGCUUCUUCCAGCUGAAGGCUGAGAUGGUUUUGAGCAGUGAUGGGAAGUCAGAGCUCCUGCUAGACCUGCUCCAUGGAGAGGGGACCUCAGUCUGUCACCUGCCACUCAAGCUGCAGGUUUUUUUGGCUGUGAGGUCUCAGGGCAGCUCCUGCAGGGUCUGGGUUCAACGUGGGGGCUCUCAGUGCCAAAAGCCACCAGCAGAAUUCCUUGGGAUGCAAAGCAAAGGCAUUGGAAUCUCAGCCACCUCAACCCAAAGUCAGUUGGCACCAAGGGCCCUCCACAGAGAGCUCAGGAGUGGGGCCAGACCUCCCAAAGGUUGGCUUGGACACAUUGUCCAUCACAGUGUGCUCCUGGUGACCCUUUCACACUGUUUAAAGAGAAGCUGUCACACUAAAAAAUAUUUUUUAAGCAAUCAAUUGAUUUUAAUUAAAUCCUUAACUGGCUUGCUUUGCUUUUUGUGUAUUUCCAUGAUUUCUCACUUGCUGCUGAAGAUUUUUUCUUGUACUAACCUGAGGCUCUGGCACUGAUCCCACCUUCGUGGGCAUCUCAUCAGCAUCUCCUUGGCAAUAGAGGUUUAGGAAGAAACUGAACCAGGUACCAGCACAGAGCCACAAAAAGGCUGAAUUUGGUCAGCCACAGCUCACAUCUCAAAGCUGAUCUGCAAAAAGCUGAUUUUUUUAACCCUGGAGUCAUUGAUCCCCCAUAGCUGCCCUCCACCAGAACGUGGUGAUGCAGCUGGAAGAGCUUGGGUUGGUUUUGCCUGGAGGUUUGGGAGAUAAUGAGGGAAGGGGUAAAACCGAAUUUCAUUUUAGACAGAAAAGACAAAAAGUAGUUUCUGCAAUCAUGGAAAUGGCUGCCACAGCUUCUGCUGUCCAGCGUGGCAGCUUUUCCCUUGGAUCAGCAACAUCUGCCCCCAGCUUGUGCUGUUCUGAUGGGUUUGGGUAUGGAAAAGGGAGAAUUCACCCCUGGGAAAGGCCUUGCUGCUUGUUUUCCUCAAACAUGGAGUGAGAUGUGUCAGGGAGGGCAGGGGGAGCGACAGAGAGUUCCCAGAGUUUCCCAUCCUUCCCAGCACUGGAGAUGGGAUUUUUUCCUGUUGUUUUUCUGUCGUGCUCUUCGGAGCCUGUGGUCAGGCAGGGAGGGAGAUGGACCCUCCCCACAAGGACCCUGCAACCACAGUGACCUCAGGAGGUUCCAUUGACAGCUCCCUGCAAGUCCAGCUGGAGCUGUUCUGUCCAUGGAAUUCAGGUUGGGAAAGACCUUGAAGGUGACAGAGCCCAACAGCGGCGCCGUGGCUGUGCCGUGAUCCCGUGCUCCUUGAACUGACCCCAGCUUCCAAUUCUUGCUCCUCUCUGGCUGUUUUUGAGUUCAGGCUCCCAGGCUGGCAGUUGUUUGGGGUGUUCACAGAAUUGCAUCCUGCAGGGAUUGCUAAACAGCAGGAGCUGCUGGCCAGGCACUUCCCUACCCGUUGGGUUCCUCUUUUCUAAAUGAACCCUUCCUCCAGCUGGGAGGGGAACCAGCCCUGCUCAGCCCUGCAAAAACCAGGGGUAAUUUAUGUCAUCCUGGUGGAUUUUUAAUGAUUUUUUUUAAACUUCCUGCAGAAUUUGCAGUGUUUUCCAUCUCAGAUUCCAUGUUCUGGUAAACAGGCUUUUGUUUGGAACGGCCCCCUUGGUGGCCACAGAGUUCAAAGGGACUCUGGCACAGUUGAACAAACUUUAAAGGCCCUUCAGCUGGAUUGAAACUCCUGGGAAGUGGCUUUGUUCUUGUCCAAGUCCUCUCCCAGUGGGUGGCUCAGGCAAGGGAAUAAAUUGGGCUCCUCCAGGGGCUGCUCCGUGGUGGGUCUGGGGAGGGGCAGUGGGGCUGUUCCCUGGAGCUGUGAUUCCCAACCCUGCAGAGAUACUCCCAGUGGCAGAGUCCUGGUCUGGCUGCAGGGAAUCCCAGGGAAUGUUUCACUCUGGGAAGGUACCUGUGCCUUCAGCCGAGGCCACGGCGCUCUCGGGCUUUACUAGAAAAUCAGAUUACAAAACAAAUCCAUCAAGAAACUGCCAAACGUUGUCCUUACACAACGCCCCCGCUGCCUGGGGCUGUUCCCUUGGGAUGCCAGCUCUUCCUCCAUCCACUCUGCAACCUCAUGACAAGAAAUUGGGAAAGGGCUGGAACAAAGCAGCUCCUGGAGCUUGGCAAAGGGCAGCCCCAGGGCAGGGUGGCUCCGGGCUGGUGCCGAGCUCUGGCUGUGAUUGAAUCCCAGCCUUGUACCAGCCCUGGGAGCAUCCCCAGCUCUGGCAUGAGCCAGAGCCAGCCACGCCUGGCUGCCAAGCAGGGAGAUCCUGCAGGGGUGGGAAUCUGCUCCUCCAUCCAUCCCUGCUGGGGUGGGAAUCUACUCCUUUAUCUCUGCAGGGAUGGGAAUCUGGGAAUCUGCUCUUCCAUCACUGCAGGGAUGGGAAUCUCCUAUUUCAUCCAUUCCUGCAGGGGUGGAAAUCUGCUCCUUCAUCCCUGCAGGGGUGGAAAUCUGCUCCUUCAUCCCUGCAGGAGUGGGAAUCUGCUCUUUUAUCUCUGCAGGGAUGGGAAUCUGCUCCUUUAUCUCUGCAAGGAUGGGAAUCUGCUCCCUCAUCCCUGCCAGGACAUCUUGGAGACCUCAGUGCUGAGGGAAUCUCCAGGGGCUCCUCAUCCCAGGUGACUCCUUGAGGAGUUACACCCAUGGUUGUGCUGGCUUUGCCUGGGCUCAAGUUCUUCCCAGUUGGAACUGGAAUUGGGUUGGGAAUGUGUGGGGGAUGCUGCUGGUGCAACCAAGAGCUCCCAGUUUGGUGAUGCAGUGGUAGGAAACGUGGCUUGGGGUCGGUGAUCCCAAGGAUCCCAAAUCCAGAGAAUUAUUCCUUGCCUGAGAAGGGGCGUUGCUUCCUCCAGCUGUAGAAGUGUUAAUGAGUAAAAAUAAAAAGUAUUUUUUUAAACACUGAAUUAAUUUCUAAACUGCCUAAAAGAGACUUUAUAGCUACACCUGAGUUCUUCCCCAGGGCUGACGUUCAGCCCAGCACAGGAGCUCUCCCUCAUCCCAGGUGAGGCUGUGCUGGGAUCCACGGCAGGCACAGGGAAAACUCCUGAUUUGUUCAGAGGACAGGGGAGGUCUGUGUCCCACCAAAAUCCUUGGAGAGGGAGGAUCUUGAGUGGUUCCCAGACCUCGCUCCCACCCUCAGAACAAAGUGAGGGUGACCUUCACUCCUGGUGGAGAAUCUCACUUGUCAGAGACACUUUGUUUUGUAUUUUUGUUGGUUUUUUUUUUUUUUAAACACAGAAAAAAUAAGGCUCUUAACACACACAAGGAAACCUGAACCUGAUUUACGAUUUUGUUAUAUUUGGUUGCUUUAAAAAAACCUGUUUUACUAAUUUAAAUAUUGCUGUAGAUGACACUAUAUUUAUUUGAAAGGGGUAAAUAUCUUUUAGUCUUAAUUCUUCUCCAAUAAGCGCUGUGUAUUCCCAAUGUUUGUGUUCCUGGCAGCACAGCAAUCCCCUGACUGAGGGCUGGGCAGCCAGCAGCUCCUGAAUCCAAUGGCCUUGGACAACAAGAUGUCUCUUGCAAUGUAAUUUUUUUUUUUUUUUGGUAGUAUUUCUUGAUUCUUUUAUGUCUGUGGUUUAACAAAUCUGUUCAAUGUUUGGGUUGUUCUAUGUUUUGGGUUGUUUUGUUUUGUUUUUUUAACAAAGAAAGCUGAAUUACAA